CAUGCUGCUGAACCCGAUCUUCUCCUGCUUCAUCUUUUACGGGACACUGUUAGUCCUUAAAAUGUACAUCAUUGCUAUCAUCACCGGACAAGUUCGCCUGCGGAAAAAGGCUUUUGCCAAUUUGGAGGAUGCCGAGCGGCAUGGAGGUGCGCAGUACUGCCGCACAGACCCGUACGUAGAACGGUGCAGGAGGGUUCAUGUUAAUGACAUGGAAAACAUUUUACCCUUUCUGUUCCUGGGUGCCAUGUACUCUAUGACCGGCCCAUCGCUGACGAUAGCUCGAGGUCACUUCCUUGUCUUCUUCUUGGGUCGGGUCUUGCACACCGUGGCAUACUUGCUCGCUCUGAAAGCGCCAACACGUUCCCUGGCGUACACGAUCGCUCAAGUGCCCUGCGUCUCCAUGGCUAUACAAAUACUCAUUACUGUGGGAUUUUAUAUGUGAGAUUGGACAGUCCUUCAAGAAACUUUACAAGUGUCUGUAAUUAAUGACCAGGUGGGUCAGGAUGUCUUGAUGACUGACUGUGAUGCUCAUAGCUGUGGGUCCGUUGUGAGAAAUGUAUUAACAUUUUACUAAUGAGCCAUCAUGCAUUUUAAACUGACAUAAAAUAGUAAGAGUGGAAUGAUUUUACAUUGCAUAUGUAAAUAUGUAGAAGGCAAAAAUGUCACAUGAAGGUUUGUAUCAGACUUAGAAUCCUUAAACUGGUGGAUCUGAAAGUCCAAAUAUCUUUAGUCAGUUUACAAAGAAUCAAAGAGGAUGAGGUGCUUCAGCUGUUACAGCACCACAUGGCUGGUGUGAAGACAUAAAUGUAUUAAUUAUUAUUAUAUGUGCAGAUUUGAAUACACAGAAGAAGAGUUUUAGUUCUGAACGUUUUCUGAAAAAGUACUGAACCUUUUUCCAAUCCAGUCAAAAUGUUACAACCUAGCACUGGUUUUCACAUCUCAUAUUUAUUUUGCCACUUUUUGUCUGUCUUGCACGAUGCAGCUGUAACAUGUGCUGAACAAACAUUACAUAUAUUAUUCUUUUAGUUUAAUAAUGCUUUAUAUAUUUUAUUGUACAUC
Molecule: messenger RNA, 1059 nt
Organism: Trichomycterus rosablanca
Lineage: Eukaryota; Metazoa; Chordata; Actinopteri; Siluriformes; Trichomycteridae
Gene: ptges
Product: prostaglandin E synthase
Exons: 3
Coding region: 2-442 (146 amino acids)
Biological process (GO): prostaglandin biosynthetic process
Cellular component (GO): membrane
Molecular function (GO): prostaglandin-E synthase activity
Source: RefSeq, a predicted model, not a curated record